AGGAUGUACGCACAAAUGGCCUCUAUCAACUGGAUGUUCGUCGAGGGGCUGUUCCUCCACUCGAGGUUGACCUCCAACGUCUUCGACUCGGGGGCGCCCUUCCCUCUCUAUUACACGAUAGGAUGGGGCGCUCCCCUGGUGUUCAUAGUGGCGUGGUCAGUCACCAUGGCUGUUCACUACCCCGUUCGCUGUUGGAUGUCUUACAGUGACCUGACCUACGUGUGGAUAUUAGUGGCGCCCAUGUUCACCACGCUUAUGGUGAGUUCUGGAGGUGGUGGGCGUGUUCAGGCUGUGUUCAGGUUGAUGGCUGGAAAGUUGCGAUCCAAGUGUCCAAUCCGAAUUCUUGGAAAUAGUGUUACAGUUAUGCUUAUGGAUCUGGUGCCGCUGGACAUCCUGUGGUGCCAGUGCCAGGGCAACGCCAGCGCCACGCCGCACGUGCAGCUGAUCCACCGCCAGCUGGCCCAGAUGCACGCCGACGCCACCCACCACGCCCUCUGCUACGUGGGCGUGGUGCUCGCGCUCUACCUGCUGGGCCUCGUCGCCAUCAUCGGGCGGUCGGGGCGCGCCGAGCGGCAGACGGCGGCGUCGGCGCUGUCCUCGUGCCUCUGCGGCGCCCUCUCCGCCUUCGGCCGCUGCGUCACCUCCGUCGGGCGGCUGCGAGACUUGCCGAGGGCGGCGGCGGCGGCUCCGGGCCAGCAGCAGUUCAGGACCACGAUAGCGCUGCCGCCGGAGCCCCUCCAGCAGAUGCCGGGGGCGCCGCCCCCCGCCGCCCACAAGCCAACCAAGCCGCCCUCGCUGCAGGUCCACCUGGUCGUCCCGGACGACGACGACGAGAUGGAGGUCUCGAUGGUGACCUCCGUGGCCGAGUGA
Messenger RNA from Penaeus vannamei (Pacific white shrimp), 870 nucleotides. The record is from RefSeq and is a predicted model, not a curated record. NCBI's taxonomy places the organism in Eukaryota, Metazoa, Arthropoda, Malacostraca, Decapoda, Penaeidae.